This is a messenger RNA of Amoebophrya sp. A120, 1424 nucleotides long. The record is from the annotation of a GenBank genome assembly. Lineage: Eukaryota; Dinophyceae; Syndiniales; Amoebophryaceae.
CAAAAAUGUUGACAUUUGCAGCUGCGGACUCUCGUCUCGCAAAGGAAACUCCAAAAGCCGAGAGAGCGCUCGAAAUUCGUCGUCGUUUGUUUGGCGCACCUGGCUGCUAUAAGUAGAGUGAGAGGAACUACACUCCAUCCUCUACGAAGACGACCUAUUUCUAUCGAUUGCAACUUCGACAGAAAAAGACGACGUCCAUUUCCCUGACGCUAGUAGUGGCAGGGAGCUAUCGUUCGAUUCCGAAGAUACAGUCGAGCUUUUUGUUUUGUUUUCUCGGCUGAGUCAUUUUCUUGCCGUUUGAAGCAGGAAAAGUUUAAGUAGCAUUUCACUUACUAUUAACACUUUUGAGCGGGUAUUCCGUAGUGGUAUUUGCAGAAGUCUUUCGAACAAGAUCGUAAGAAAAUACGAAUUUCCAGCUUCUGUCGCGGUUUUCGCUUUUCAUCUCAGGCUCCUCAACUAGCGGCAGUAAGUGGUCAUCCCUGAUCAGAAAAUGAAAGCCGCAUUUUCAUGCUGCUGCUCGGGCAAGGAGUCCUUGAAAUUAAACGAGCAGAAGCUGAGUCCGAUUCAUCAGGACGAAGCGGACAAGUACUCCAUUUUCGGCAAGAAGUAUGUGACCAGCGGCGCAAAGAAUUCCGUGCUGAAGGUCAAGCAAAAGUUCUGGUCCAUGACGGGAAACGACUAUGACGUAAUGGACAUGAACGACGACAAGGAGGAAAAGAUCGCUUUCAAGGUGAAGGGAGAGAAGUGGUCCCUGCGGAAGCAGAAGAAAAAGAUUUUUGACAGCGACGGGAAGCCGGUGUUUUCCAUUUUCGGCACGGGCUGGUUCCACCACAAGCAAGCGGUCAAAAAGCUUGACGCGAAGGAGGAAGAGGGGGAGCAGGACAUCUGCACUGUAUAUUAUGCCAUAGAUUUUUUGACGAUAUUGGAUACAUCGUAAUUUUCGUGCACUUGUUUUCAGCUCAUGAUCAGGAUAUUUUCGUGGCGUUUUGAUUUUUCGCGAUACACAAAUGAAAAUAUGUUUAAAACGACAUCUUUCACAGAUCAAUUCCAACUGCCCCAACACGGUCCAGUACACGGAAGACGGCAUUUCCGGGAAAAACAAGUUUUACCUGAAGUAUAUCCAGUGUGAAAGAGCGGCUCCCUCCCCAAAGUCAACAUGGGCCUUUUUCUACACCAAGAACUCACCGCUUUUGGUUGUCGCUCAUGACUACAAGUUUGGGCUCAAAGCGUCAUGGUGUUUAGCCAGUUGUGUAGCUGCACCAGAAAAAAUCGAUCGCGUCAUUCGGAAUCAUCUAGCGUGUGAAAAAAAUUUGCAGCCAACGAAAAUUCGAAUAUUGAAAAUGCUGAUCAUGGUGAGGUUGCACAUGAGAAGCGCUGUAGUCUUCCUUGCAGACUUGCAUAAAACAAGUCUGGGGAGGUGUUGA